UCUCGCAGCUCCUCGCGGUGGCAGCGGCUGAACUUGUGGGCGUUUCCGCUCGUCACGUUUCCCCCCCCUGCUGCGAGGCUCUUCUCUCCGGCUGUCGACCCGCGACUCUCCCGAUGUUUCUCCCGACUCUGGUGGAGGACAUGCAUCACUUCAAGCCCAGUCGCGACCGGCUGUACACCACCCGGUGCUGCGGCUGCUGCCACGUCCGGACGGGCACCAUCAUCCUGGGGACAUGGUACAUGGUGGUCAACCUGUUGAUGGGAAUCCUGCUCACCGUAGCUGUGACCCACCCGGAGAACGUGCCCACCAUCGACCUGCAGUAUGAGGUCAUCGACCAUUACUUUGCCUCCAACAGGAUGUCUGAGAACGCCUGUGUUGGAUUUGCCAUCUCUCUGCUGAUGCUCACUAUCAGCGCCAUGAUGGUGUACGGAGCCAUUACCCAUCGUGACGGAUGGCUCAUCCCGUUCUUCUGCUACCAGCUGUUUGACUUCGCUCUGAGCUGCCUGGUGGCCGUCAGCUCUCUCACCUACCUGCCCAGGAUCAAGGACUACCUGGACCAGCUGCCGGAGUUCCCGUACAAGGACAACCUCCUCUCUAUGGACUCCAGCUGCCUGCUGCUCUUCGUACUCGUCUUCUUUGCCUUCCUCAUCUUCCUCAAGGCUUACUUGAUCAACUGUGUGUGGAACUGCUACAAGUACAUCAACAACAGGAACAUGCCAGAAAUCGCUGUGUACCCGGCCUUUGAGACCCCCCCUCAGUACAUCCUGCCCACUUACGAGAUGGCCAUGAAGAUGCCCGAGAAGGAACCACCUCCCCCUUACAUGCCCGCUUAAGCACCAGCACCAUUUGUUGCCAAAACACACACACACACACACAUUUGCACACACACUUAUCAUAUGCAUUCCUGCAUUCCCUCACUGACCCUCUCUGAACACCCCUGAUCCCCUCCUCCGACCUGCUGUGUACGUGUACGGCCACUGAAGACGCUUUGUUCCGCUGGGUUUCUGUCUGGAGGCGCGAGAGGAGAAAAGUUGGGAGAGAUUAAGAUUUCUGUGAAUCAAACAAAUGACUGAAUGGAUGAAUGUGAUUAAUUGAAAAGGCGACGGAAGCUACCAGCCCAUUUUCUCUCUCCGGCCUUUUUAAUGUCGUGGUAAAAGGCAUACGUGUGAAAAUGUAACUGCUUGAAAUCCUCCCAUCGAUCCAGCACCAUCGUACCUAUAGAUUCAUUUAUGAAGUGUAAAAAGUAAAACAAUUAUUAUGACAAUCCACUUAUUAGAGCUCUUAUUGUUGAAUUGUGUUACCUUUUCUCCCUGAUUAUUAAUAUCUAGACUAUUCCACCUCGGCCUAUUGACUGGUCUGUAGCUUUUUUGUCAGUUAUUUAUUUAGCUUUGCUGUGGUUCAGUUCACCGCCUGACCCCGCACCCCCGACAUUUUCAUCACCCUGAUGUGUUAGCAAAGCUAGUGAAUAGUUUUCCAGCUGAAUCUCGGGGAGAGAGGGACGGAGACAGCAGGGGCGAUGUCUCCGGGUCGGUGUCCUGCUUCUCUCCCUCGCAACUGGAGCAAACUGCUUGUCUAGUGAACAUUUAGUAGAUGCAUGCUUAUCAAUCACAACCCUACAUUACUUUACUGGUUAUAUGAUUUAAUCCUUGUGAUAAAACAUUUGACUUCAAUAAACAUUUCAGAACA
Limanda limanda (common dab) is the source of this 1686-nucleotide messenger RNA. It is a transcript of the gene laptm4a, whose product is annotated as lysosomal protein transmembrane 4 alpha. NCBI's taxonomy places the organism in Eukaryota, Metazoa, Chordata, Actinopteri, Pleuronectiformes, Pleuronectidae. The transcript is spliced from 7 exons. The coding region runs from base 114 to 833 and encodes 239 amino acids. The record is from RefSeq and is a predicted model, not a curated record. Gene Ontology annotation, cellular component: lysosomal membrane.